CGUUUACACCCAACUCGUUCAGUACAUCAGCGCAAUGCGCGGCCGAAGAAAACAUGUCAAAAUCCUCAGCAGAACGAAUCGGAUACGUCCUCGAACAAUUAUUGCAGCGAACAAUCCCUGUAUAUCCUGAAGAUGACGAGGACGCCGUCGAGCAGCGACUCGACGAAGCGUUUGCCUUCUCGAGUGAACUUCUCCAAAAUUCGGAAGAGCCAUCAAUUACAGCAGAUGUGCAUCAUGCGGCAGAUCUCAUCAAGAAGCGACUGAUACGGGAUAAUCUUUCGCCCGAGAAGGCGCUCAAGUUCUCCAACCUGUACUCGCGGCUCCUUGCGCAACCAGUCCUGAGCCAAAAAUGGGCCAUGCUUUACUUCUUGCACCAGCUUACCGAUCCUCCUCUCCUCAAUCCUUUGCAAGAGUCGCGACCUUCGAUUCAUAAUCGCAUGCCUAGUCAGAACACAGCAAUUCAAUCGGACGUGCAGACAGACGAUCCGACUCCAAAGCGAGCAUUGCCCGGGCAAGAACGACAGUUUGAUGUCAAUAGUCCGGCUUUCAACGAAGCAUUCUCGAAUGCAGGCUUAUUAAGGCUCUCGAACGCUGAACAUUCAGGACAAGCAAGCCAUGAAAGACCAUUACCAAGGUCUCGGAGGGAGAAAUCAAAAGAAGAGGCGCAGGUCCACGCUGAUGCGACUACUCCUCCUGCAGCAGAACCGCCUCCCGAGCCUACACACCAUUUAUCUUAUGAUAUCUUGGAGCCAACAGAAGCGACUCUGCUACGCGACCUCCCCUUCACCCUCCAGGGCCUAUCAUCAACGAAUUUCGCCUUCCUAUCGAACAAAGUUUUGAAGCUCCCAAACACGUUGCCCGUGCCUUUGGUGAGCAUUUUGCACGCCUUAGCCGAACCCUGUCUGUUAUACAGGCGACUUUCCGAAUAUGUCGAGUCAGACGACGGCGGGCUCCUUGGCCAGAGUUUUCGCUCUGCCUUGAACAUUGAGCUUCGUGCAUACCUGCAGUUCGUUGCACAGCUCGAAUCACAGAUCAGACGAGCUUUGGCCCAGCUUCACGACGCAGAGCCGCGAAGGGGUAUCGGCAAAGCUGGCGUUACACUCAAGAGAUGCGUUCUGUGGAGCAGGGAGCCGACGGCCGCACUGCGGCUUCUCAACGUCAUGGUCGAGCAAGCGAGGGAGAAGAAGGGCGGGCAACUGAUAUCCAUGAUACAUUCGUUCGCUCUGAAUCACGGCGACCCAUUCGUCAAACAGGUCGCCGAACGUUUGCUUGCACACGUGGCAAAGCCAUUUUACGACAUGCUGCGGCAAUGGAUCUACGACGGCGAGCUGUCGGACCCGCAUGGCGAAUUUUUCGUCAUAGAGCAGCAGGAAAAGAUCGACGACAGCGACACCGUUGGCCGAAGAGGGGGCGCGACCAGCGUGUGGGAAGACAAGUACAAACUCGAGGCAACGAUGGUGCCCACGAUUCUCACCGACACGUUCGCCAAAAAAGUGUUUUUGAUUGGAAAGUCAUUAAAUUUCAUACGGCACGGCUGCUAUGAUGCGACCUGGGUACAGUCUUACUCGAGAGACGCUUCCCGGGAGCUCACGUAUGGGGAUACCGCGACAUUAGAGUCAAGCAUUGACGAGGCCUACAAGACUACAAUGGCACGACUCAUACACCUCAUGGCCACCAAGUUUCACUUAUUUGACCAUCUCGGUGCGCUAAAGAAGUACUUGCUUCUUGGAGCUGGAGAUUUCAUCUCCAUCCUGAUGGAAUCGCUUGCGGCCAAUUUGGAAAAGCCUGCAAACACACAAUAUCGACAUACACUAACUGCACAGCUUGAGCAUGCCGUACGCAACUCAAACGCGCAAUACGACUCGCCGGACGUCCUGAGACGGCUGGAUAGCCGCAUGCUUGAGUUGAGCCACGGCGAGAUUGGGUGGGACGUAUUCACGCUCGAGUACAAAAUCUCACCUCCCGUGGAUGUCAUCAUCACGCCAUAUGGCUCAAAGCAGUACUUGAAAGUAUUCAACUUCUUGUGGCGUGUGAAACGCGUCGAAUACGCGUUGAACACGACGUGGCGCAGAUGCAUGACGGGCUCUCGCACUGCGCUGAGGAACGUGGAAGACCUCACGGGGCGUGACUGGAAGACGGCAAGAUGCGUUGUUGCUGAGAUGGUGCAUUUCGUCUCGCAAUUGCAGUACUACAUCUUAUUCGAAGUGAUCGAAAGCUCGUGGAACGAGUUGGACCAAGCCAUGCACAAGCCGGACUCCACACUCGAUGAUUUCAUUCAAGCACACGCGAAAUACCUCAGCUCAAUCACGAGGAAGGGCCUGCUUGGAAGCGGCAGCAUUGACUUUACCAGCCAAUUGCAUGAGAUCCUCAAGACGAUGUUGUCUUAUAAGGACGCCGUCGAUGGGCUGUACGGCGUCAGCGUCGCGGAAAACCUGAAGCGACAGAACCUGUCGGCAAAGAUAGAGACCAGAACUGCGGCUGGGAAAUGGGGUCUUUCGGAGCGUGAUCGCGAUUCCUUUGAUCCGGACUCCGCAGCCCCUACUCCGUCUCUCAAGCUCGGUAAAGGGACCGAAUCAUCACCGCUUCUUCCUCUGCCAGCAGGCUUGUCUCAAGGUGUAAACGAGGAAGAUGUGUUGGUCUCGAUACGGAAACGUUUGACAGACUUGGCUGGCGAGUUCAAGGCGCGUGUCAACAUGCUGUUGGGAGAUCUGUAUUACCAACCUGACGCGGACAUGAGGUGGCUGGCUAUGGUGAUGAACUUUAAUGACGUGUACCAGCCAGUAAGGAGACGUAAGAGAACCGCUGGCAGCAGGGACAAGGAACGUGAAAAAGAAAAAGGCAAGGCGAAAGCUACGACCUGAGCGGUGUUGUGACGUGGUCUACACUUUUUGUCACACCUCAUCAGUCCUACGUCUCGCCGACUGCUCUGGGACGAGGGAUUCCCAUGUGCAUAACCCCAGAUCGUCAGCACCAAUUCGAAGCAGGUGAUUUGUCGCACUUAGAGAGGAGGCUGUGUUACAUCUUACAGGGUGGGGAGGAACACGCAUGAUCCAAACGAUGCACUGUGUGUGUAUUUCCUGCGUAUGUUCUUCGGAUCAUGUAGAAAAGGAGCAUGUGCUGAGGCCAAAUUAGGACUAUUGAAACCGCACAGAUGGAAAAGCACGAGGUGGCUGGCUUAUCUAGUGACGGGAUACGAAAUCGAGAUGACAUUAAAACGCAGAUCCUUUUGAAGUAGUUCGCGUACAGUGAUAUUCCUUGGAAUCCCACGUCAACAUUGGUCCUUUGAUGGGCCGAAAGUGCUUACUCAGGCUGGACAUGUACAGUUUCAAGAGAUGUCUGAGUCUGCGAUCACACCAUCGAGCGUUCCAGCUCGUACUCACAGUUCCAGCAAAGCGGUUCGAGUUAUGGCUUAGCUGUCGGUUGGAAGAAAAAAAAAUGCGCAGAAUAGAAAU
This is a messenger RNA of Verruconis gallopava, 3452 nucleotides long. RefSeq lists its product as uncharacterized. The record is from RefSeq and is a predicted model, not a curated record. The transcript is spliced from 3 exons. NCBI's taxonomy places the organism in Eukaryota, Fungi, Ascomycota, Dothideomycetes, Venturiales, Sympoventuriaceae. Gene Ontology annotation, cellular component: equatorial microtubule organizing center; mitotic spindle pole body; gamma-tubulin small complex. Gene Ontology annotation, biological process: mitotic cell cycle; microtubule nucleation; cytoplasmic microtubule organization. Gene Ontology annotation, molecular function: gamma-tubulin binding; microtubule minus-end binding. The coding region runs from base 54 to 2861 and encodes 935 amino acids.